This is a messenger RNA of Caenorhabditis sp. 36 PRJEB53466, 391 nucleotides long. The record is from the annotation of a GenBank genome assembly. NCBI's taxonomy places the organism in Eukaryota, Metazoa, Nematoda, Chromadorea, Rhabditida, Rhabditidae.
AUGUGCGCCACGUGGAACGCUCUCUUCUUCAUUCUCAUCAUUGCCGCCCCCGCAAUCACUCAUUCGGCCAUCAUGUGAGCAUUUUUGACAACUGAACGCUUUAAAUUGCACGAAAUUUUGCAGAAGACCAUCAGAUUCGCCAGUUGUCCCUAUCACUGCAUUUGGAGGUAUUUCCGGGGCCUUUUUUGUGUCGGGUAGCAUUUCGGAUAAUUUUUUUAAAGGAAUUUGAAGCCUCCUAACACCUCUAGAACUCAAAAAAAUGUCGUUUUCCGCAGAUUCCCGUGUGAAACGCGAGUAUUCGCCGGAAAACUCGCCGCUCAAAGAGCCCCGAUCGCACCUUCAAUGGCGGCCGAACAAUCAACAACCCAUGUCCAGGAUCUACAAACGAUAA